AUGACCGACUUUUGGAAGUUAGAAGAAAUCAGUUUUGAAAAACCAAAAGCAAAACAUGAUAUUCUAUGCGAAAAUCAUUUUAUUAAUAAUAUUAAACGUGACCCUAGUGGUCGAUAUAUUGCUAGGUUACCAUUUAUUAAAGGCGAUCGUACGCUGGGUGACUCUAGAGCAGCAGCCUAUCGGCGCUUUCACGCAUUAGAAAAUAAAUUUAUAUCUAAUUCAGAAUUAAAAUUAGAAUAUCAUAAGGUAAUGCAAGAAUAUCUUGAUCUCGGUCAUAUGUCACUUGUAUCAGAUGAUUCUGAUCAUAGAUAUUAUUUACCGCAUCAUGCUGUGAUUAAAAAAUCCAGCUCGACUACUAAGGUUCGAGUAGUCUUUGAUGCAUCUGCUAAAUCAAAUAAUAAUAAAUCACUUAAUGAUAUUUUAAUGACAGGUCCUACUAUUCAAAAUACCAUUUUCACUCAAUUACUUAAAUUUCGUUCACAUAAAUAUGUCCUCACAGCUGACAUUGAAAAAAUGUAUCGUCAAAUUCUAUUACAUAAAGACGAUCGAGCAUACCAAAGAAUACUUUGGCGUGUGGGCGAUCAAAUUAGAACUUUUGAAUUAAAUACAGUAACUUUUGGCAUAACCUCUUCUCCAUUUUUGGCUAUCCGCACUAUUCAUCAAUUAGCUGAUGAUGAAGCAAAUCAUUUCCCACGUGCUGCGCAUAUUCUAAAAAACGACUUGUAUGUUGAUGAUCUUUUAACAGGUGCAAGUAAUAUAUCAGAAACGCGUCAGCUUCGUGAUGAAAUUGUUAAAUUAUUAAAACGUGGUCAAUUCAAUAUUCGCCAAUGGGCUUCUAAUGAACCAAAAUUGAUAGCAGAUUUAUCUAAUGUCAAUGUUAAUUCUAAUUUUUUACUCGAUAAAAAUUGUACCUUAAAAACUCUUGGUAUUUCAUGGGAAGCAAAAUUUGAUGAAAAUGAGAGUUUUUGGAAUAUUAUAAAACCAAUUAUUGCUGUGUCACAAUUUUUUGGAAAUUUUCCCAUAAGCGGUCUUUAUAAUUCAAAACCAGAUGAAUAUGUUUUUAAAUUUUCAUCGUUUAUCACGAGCUAUUCAGUGAUGAUUAUUUCACUUAUCGGUAUUGGUAUUGCUGCAACUUUUAACGAAGUGAUUCACUCUACAAAAGGUGAAACUUUUACGUUUAGUUCAAAUUCUGAAUGUUUUUGUGAAUUGUGA
Molecule: messenger RNA, 1212 nt
Organism: Aphidius gifuensis
Lineage: Eukaryota; Metazoa; Arthropoda; Insecta; Hymenoptera; Braconidae
Exons: 2
Coding region: 1-1212 (403 amino acids)
Biological process (GO): detection of chemical stimulus involved in sensory perception of taste
Cellular component (GO): membrane
Molecular function (GO): taste receptor activity
Source: RefSeq, a predicted model, not a curated record